AUGCAGACGUACAAACUACCCUCAUCAUCACCACCAUCAUCAUCAUCAUCAUCAUCAUGGAUCCCCAAACCCAAAAGGCAAGCAAACACUCAUACGGUGAUCAUCACGCGACCACCACUAACUCGCACGUGCCAGACCCUCAUCUACGGCGCAGUAGCCAUCGCCCUGGGCUUCGCCGCCUACCAAGUCUACACCUCCAUGUCCGCCACGAGCAGCUCCAGCCCCACCACCACCUCCUCCAGCAGCUCCAGCAAGCGCAGCCCCCUAGCCGUCGCCGCGCCCAAGAAGCCAGCCUACACUCCCCAAGGUGAUCCCCAGAGCUGGUCCGUAGACGACAUGAAGAAGUUCCUCAACACCCGCAACAUGGGCGGUGAGAAGUUCUUGAAGGAUUCGAGCAAGAACGAGCUGCUGGCCAUGGUGGAGUCGAAGAUCCACGAGCCGGGCAACACCGACUUCAGCGAUCCGCAGGAGUGGAGUGUCGAGGAUAUGAAGACCUACCUGAAGGCGAACAACAUGGGCACCGGUCACGGCUCGUCAAGGAUGGAGUUGCUAGCUAUGGUCGAGUCGAAGAUGCAUGAACCUAAGUUCUGA
This is a messenger RNA of Recurvomyces mirabilis, 591 nucleotides long. RefSeq lists its product as uncharacterized. The transcript is spliced from 3 exons. The coding region runs from base 1 to 591 and encodes 196 amino acids. The record is from RefSeq and is a predicted model, not a curated record. NCBI's taxonomy places the organism in Eukaryota, Fungi, Ascomycota, Dothideomycetes, Mycosphaerellales, Teratosphaeriaceae.